UGCAUGCCUAUCCCGGGAAUGGUGUAGUCAGCCCGUAUCUGAAUUAUUUAUAGACUCGUGCCAGCUGUUUUUUUUUUUUUUCCUAAAUUUUAAUAUUUUUUUUUUUAAUCCCGCUUGUGUGCACUGUUGGGAAAUGCGUUUUGCCUCCCUUUCUUCUCAACAUAUUAAUGUCUUUGUUGGGGAGAGGUUUUUAUCCCCUUCAGACCCCUCUAAUACAAAAUUGAUGCUUAUUUUUCCCCUCAGGAAGGGGACGCUUUGAGGAUAAUCAUGCUUCACAGAAGAACGGCACCGAUCUCCAGUUUCUUUAAACACAACCUCCUCCACUAGGGCUCAAGAAAAAAAAAAAAAGAAUAAUUAUAAGAAUAAUCAUUAAAAAGGCGAAAGGAAUGCUUACUCUGGAACCUGCAUUUGACGAUCCUCACCACUCGCGCUGAAUAUCCUCUGAAGUGAUUCUCUCCGGCUUUUGAAUUUGCACCGCUUCAAGACGCAAGAUUGCCACAAAGAAUCCUCUAUCAUUUUUUUGUACAGCCAAAUAGGAUUUUUUUUUUUUUUAACUCAUUCCCCCACGUUUACCCCCCGACCCUUAUUCUUCUUAUGUGGAUAUGCAAGCAAGAAGAGGAGACUGGACAUUCCCAACAUGCUCUCUCCCUUGAUCUGUCCGUCUAGAGGUUCUGCUUCUACAAACCAAGGGAGUGUAAGAGCCGAAGAUGAGGCCCAGAGUGGAGUGCUAUUCUCCAAAGUUUUGGCUGGUGCUGGCAGUCCUCGCAACAACAGGGAGCGGGGCCCAUGCCCAGAAAAGCCACCCGAGCAUUGGCAUUGCGGUCAUCCUGGUGGGGACCUCAGACGAAGUGGCCAUCAAAGAUGCCCACGAGAAAGAUGACUUCCACCACCUCUCAGUGGUGCCUCGGGUGGAGCUGGUGGCCAUGAAUGAGACAGAUCCCAAGAGCAUCAUCACUCGCAUCUGUGACCUCAUGUCAGACCGGAAGAUUCAGGGGGUGGUGUUUGCUGAUGACACAGACCAGGAAGCCAUUGCCCAGAUCCUAGACUUCAUCUCUGCCCAGACCCUCACUCCCAUCCUGGGCAUCCACGGAGGCUCCUCUAUGAUCAUGGCAGAUAAGGAUGAGUCAUCCAUGUUCUUCCAGUUUGGCCCAUCAAUAGAACAACAAGCCUCUGUCAUGCUCAACAUAAUGGAAGAAUAUGAUUGGUACAUCUUCUCCAUUGUCACUACUUACUUCCCUGGUUACCAGGACUUUGUGAACAAGAUCCGCAGUACCAUUGAGCACAGUUUUGUGGGUUGGGAACUGGAGGAGGUCCUCCUGUUGGACAUGUCCCUGGAUGAUGGGGACUCAAAGAUCCAGAACCAGCUCAAGAAACUCCAAAGCCCUGUUAUCCUCCUCUACUGCACAAAGGAAGAGGCCACCUACAUUUUUGAGGUGGCCAACUCUGUGGGUCUGACAGGCUAUGGUUACACGUGGAUCGUGCCCAGCCUGGUGGCAGGGGAUACAGACACAGUGCCAUCUGAGUUCCCCACUGGGCUCAUCUCUGUCUCAUAUGAUGAAUGGGACUACGGUCUUCCUGCCAGAGUGAGGGAUGGAAUAGCCAUAAUCACCACGGCUGCUUCUGAUAUGCUGUCUGAACACAGCUUCAUCCCUGAGCCCAAGAGCAGCUGUUACAACACCCAGGAGAAAAGGAUUUACCAGUCCAACAUGCUCAACAGGUACCUGAUCAAUGUCACCUUCGAAGGCAGGAAUUUGUCAUUCAGUGAAGACGGAUACCAGAUGCAUCCCAAGCUGGUCAUCAUCCUUCUGACCAAGGAGAGGAAGUGGGAGAGGGUGGGGAAAUGGAAGGAAAAAAAGUUGCAGAUGAAGUAUUAUGUGUGGCCCCGCUUUGAGCUAUACCCUGACUCUGAGGAACGUGAGGAUGAUCACCUGAGUAUCGUGACCUUGGAAGAGGCACCAUUCGUCAUUGUGGAAAAUGUGGACCCCCUAAGUGGCACCUGCAUGAGGAACACGGUCCCUUGCCAAAAACGCAUAGUGACUGAGAACAAAACCGAUGAGGAGCCAGAUUACAUGAAGAAAUGUUGCAAGGGGUUCUGCAUUGACAUCCUGAAGAAAAUCUCAAAGUCUGUAAAGUUCACCUAUGACCUGUAUUUGGUGACUAACGGCAAGCAUGGGAAAAAGAUCAAUGGAACAUGGAAUGGAAUGAUUGGAGAGGUCGUCACCAAACGGGCCUAUAUGGCUGUGGGAUCCCUCACCAUUAAUGAGGAGCGCUCAGAAGUGGUGGAUUUCUCUGUGCCCUUCAUUGAGACGGGAAUCAGUGUCAUGGUGUCACGUAGCAACGGAACUGUCUCACCUUCUGCCUUCCUAGAGCCUUUCAGUGCUGAUGUAUGGGUGAUGAUGUUUGUGAUGCUGCUUAUCAUCUCUGCAGUGGCCGUCUUUGUCUUUGAGUACUUCAGCCCUGUAGGCUAUAAUCGGUGCCUUGCUGAUGGCAGAGAGCCUGGAGGUCCCUCUUUCACCAUUGGCAAAGCUAUCUGGUUGCUGUGGGGGCUGGUGUUCAACAACUCUGUGCCAGUGCAGAAUCCCAAGGGUACCACUAGUAAGAUCAUGGUGUCGGUGUGGGCCUUCUUCGCUGUCAUCUUUCUGGCCAGCUACACUGCCAACCUGGCUGCCUUCAUGAUCCAAGAGGAAUACGUGGACCAGGUGUCUGGCUUGAGUGACAAAAAGUUCCAGAAACCAAAUGACUUUUCACCCCCUUUCCGCUUUGGGACAGUUCCCAAUGGCAGCACAGAAAGGAACAUUCGCAACAACUACCCUGAAAUGCACAGCUACAUGGUGAAGUUCAAUCAGAGAGGGGUAGAUGAUGCACUGUUCUCACUGAAGACUGGGAAGUUGGAUGCUUUCAUUUAUGAUGCAGCAGUGCUAAACUACAUGGCUGGCAGAGAUGAAGGCUGCAAGCUGGUGACAAUUGGGAGUGGGAAAGUGUUUGCCUCCACCGGCUAUGGCAUUGCCAUCCAAAAGGACUCAGGCUGGAAACGUCAAGUGGACCUUGCCAUUCUACAGCUUUUUGGAGAUGGGGAGAUGGAGGAGCUGGAAGCACUGUGGCUCACUGGCAUUUGUCAUAAUGAGAAGAAUGAGGUUAUGAGCAGCCAGCUGGAUAUAGAUAACAUGGCAGGUGUCUUCUACAUGCUGGGAGCAGCCAUGGCACUCAGUCUCAUCACCUUCAUCUGUGAGCAUCUCUUCUACUGGCAAUUCCGCCACUGCUUCAUGGGCGUCUGCUCUGGCAAGCCUGGUGUGGUCUUCUCCAUCAGCAGGGGUAUCUACAGCUGCAUCCAUGGCGUAGCCAUCGAGGAACGCCAGUCAGCAAUGAACUCCCCUACAGCAACUAUGAACAACACCCAUUCCAACAUCCUCCGCCUGCUUCGGACAGCCAAGAACAUGGCCAACCUAUCAGGGGUCAAUGGCUCACCACAGAGUGCCCUGGACUUUAUCCGCCGCGAGUCAUCUGUCUAUGAUAUCUCUGAGCACCGCCGCAGCUUCACCCACUCAGACUGCAAGUCCUACAACAACCCCCCCUGUGAGGAGAACCUCUUUAGUGACUAUAUUAGUGAGGUGGAAAGGACCUUUGGCAACCUCCAGCUGAAGGACAGCAAUGUAUAUCAGGACCACUACCACCACCACCACCGUCCCCACAGUAUCGGCAGCACCAGUUCCAUUGAUGGGCUCUAUGAUUGUGACAACCCGCCUUUCAAUGCGCAGUCACGGUCUAUUGGGAAGAAGCCCUUGGACCUGGGGUUACCCCCUGCCAAGCACAGCCAGCUGGGCGACCUUUAUGGCAAGUUCUCCUUCAAAAGUGACCGCUAUGGGGGCAGUGGGGCCCAUGAUGACCUGAUCCGCUCGGAUGUCUCUGACAUUUCCACUCACACAGUCACCUACGGCAACAUCGAGGGCAAUGCAGCCAAGCGACGGAAGCAGCAGUACAAAGACAGCCUGAAGAAGCGCCCGGCCUCUGCCAAGUCCCGGCGGGAGUUUGAUGAGAUAGAGCUGGCCUAUCGCCGGCGCCCACCCCGCUCACCUGACCACAAGCGCUACUUCAGGGACAAGGAAGGGCUACGGGACUUCUACCUGGACCAGUUUCGUGCCAAGGAGAACUCGCCGCACUGGGAACAUGUGGACCUGACGGAUAUCUAUAAAGAGCGGGGAGAUGAGUUUAAGCGCGACGCGGGAGGAGGAGGGAGUGGAUCCUGCACCAACAGGGCCCACCACAAGCAUGGCUCGGGUGAGUUUGGUGGAAGCAAUGAGCACAAGCAUGGUGGUGUGAGUGGGGUCCCGGCGCCCUGGGAGAAGAACCUGACCAACCUAGACUGGGAGGACCGGCCUGGGGCUAAUUUCUGCCGCAGUUGCCCUUCUAAGCUGCACAACUACACACCAUCGGUGGUGGGGCAGAACUCCACCCGUCAGGCCUGCAUCCGCUGCGAGGCCUGCAAGAAAGCAGGCAACCUGUACGACAUCAGUGAGGACAACUCACUCCAAGAGCUGGAUCAGCCACCUGCCCCUGUGCCCGUGGCCACCAGUGCCACCUCCUCCUCCAAAUAUCCUCAGAGCCCUUCCAACUCUGCCUCCAAGGUGCAGAAGAAGAACCGCAACAAGCUCCGCCGGCAGCACUCGUAUGACACCUUCGUGGAUCUGCAGAAGGAUGACUCGGCCCUGGCCCCCCGCAGUGUCAGCCUCAAGGACAAGGGCCGCUUUUUGGAAGGGAGUCCCUACGCCCACAUGUUUGAGAUGCCAGCCAGUGAGACCACGUUUGCCAACAACAAGUCCUCAGUGCCCGCCACCAGCUACCACCACCACAACAACCCCGGCAGCAGUGGGGGCUACAUGCUCAGCAAGUCGCUCUACCCCGACCGGGUCACCCAAAACCCUUUCAUCCCCACUUUUGGGGAUGACCAGUGCUUGCUCCACGGCAGCAAAUCUUAUUUCUUCAGGCAGCCUAUGGUGGCAGGAGGGCCCAAAGCCAGGCCAGACUUCCGAGCCAUCGUCACCACCAACAAACCGGUGGUCUCAGCCCUUCAUGGGGCUGUGCCAGCCCGUUUCCAGAAGGACAUCUGUAUAGGGAACCAGUCCAACCCCUGUGUGCCUAACAACAAAAACCCCAGGGCUUUCAAUGGCUCCAGCAACGGGCAUGUUUAUGAGAAACUCUCCAGUAUUGAGUCUGACGUUUGAGUGAGAGGGGAAGAGCACGGGGAGGGACUGGGGGUGUAUGUGGAGUGUGGGAGGGUGGGAUCAACCCCAUCGGCUACUCUCCCAGGUCAUCCUUAGUUUGUGGGAUACUGGAGUUCUGAGUAGUGCAGCACUGGUGACAAGUGCCACCUCUUUGGUUUCCCCUCUUCCUCCUCCUCUUUCCUAACCCUCUCCUUUUAUCUUUUUCCAUGUUCUCACUCCUCCCAUUCUCCUCCAUUUCUGGCCAUUGCACUUUACAGUGAUGUUGGGGUUGGAUAUCCUCGCUCGUGAUUUCAAGAAGGGGAGAAAAAGGCAGGGAAUGGGUGGGCUGAGGGGGAGCGGCAGUGACUCCAGCGUUUCACUCUUGCUGGCUCUCGGCAGAGAAAGACACAUGUACACACACGAGUGUGCGUGUAAGGAGGAGACAGCAGAAGCAGUGUAAUGGACACACAGGAAAAUAUGCUUGCUCAGGCAACUCUUCCUAAAACUGCCUAGAAAAGAGUAGUGUUUGAAGAUGUGGAGAAAGUGAAGGGUGAAUAACAUGACUAACUUGAUGAUGCACUUAUAUGUUAGCUAUACUGAGGUUCUUGUUACAAUAUUUUGUGAAGACUAUGGGGGUUUAGGGCUGAAAUAUAUAUAUAUAUUUGCGUAUAUGCUGAGAAAUUUUACGCUAAAAUUUUGAAUUGUCUGCUGAGGGGUGGGGGGGAGGGGGAGAAGGUUUGUCAGCAGGUCUGGCUAGUGGUUUCACUAUGGCUAUUACAGCCGUUGAAUCUGUGGCAGACCAGUGGGAGAGAUGGAAAGGAAAUGAGAUCUGAGUUUGGGAAAGCAACCCUGCAGUCAAGGAGGCUACUGGGAUUUCUGAAACAGGAUGCUGGUUUGCACUGAAAUUAGAGAAUUUGGUAGGCAAAGGGGUGCAGGGUUGGUUUGUUAGCUGUGAAUCACUCUCUAGUUGUGACAUACUUCAAGGGUGGGAGCAGCGUAUAGUAUGGGUUAGCCUAUACGCGAGUAUAUAUGAUAACUUUAUACUUGAAAUGUCUGUGAAGAAAGCAAAAUAAACUCACGAUCCUAUAAGGUGUCUGGAUAACAAACACAGUGGAACAGAGCUAAAGAGUAGGGAAAGGAGGGGAGUUUUGUCACUGUCACAUCAGGGGACAUCAAGCCUGGUUUGGUGCGUCCUUUCAGUGAGGAGGACAGGAAAAAGAAAGGGUUUUCAUCCUUCUGCCCUCCCUACCCUUGGCCAGCAGGUUGGGUCAAAAAGAAUAGGAUGCCCUUUGCCAAUGCUGGCAUGGUGCUGGAGAGGAAAAAAAGGUUCCAUGCAAGGAUGCAUGUGGUGACAGUGGUGCUGGUGGACUGCUUCAGUGCCUCCUUGCACGUAUGGAAAUGGGAGGAGGGUGUGCACACCCAUUGGAAGUUCAUAUGUAUAUUUACUAUUGAAUGUACAGGGGAAGUACAUGGCUUGUCUUCCUGGGAAGGGGUGUACUUGAAUAAAUGCCAGAGAGCACAGAAUCUUGUGCUGGGGUCUGAAGACAAGAUGUGCAAGGCUGAGAUGUGUGUGUACGUGUACAUGUGCCUCUGUGUGCAAGAGAGAGAUACUUAGCACGAGUGCAAAGCUGGAAUAGCCUAGGGUUUUCCAUCCCUGCAGUUGUAGUGACAGCUUUCCUGGUGCACCUAGUAUCGAUAAGAGUGUUUUCUUUUCAUUGUAUCAUUUUAGAUGCAAGUUGAACUAAAGGAAAGGGAGCAAUGGUAGGAGUGAGAAGCUGAAUUCCCGUUUCGUAUGUCUUCUUUCUCCUGAGGUGAUGAUGUGGGCUGACAUCUCCCAUCCUGAGAGAGAUGGCAGUCUCUCCUGCUUAUCCUGGGUCUGUCCUGGUGUCUUGAUGACUGUGACUCACCAGGGGAAAGGUUGAGAGAGCCCUGUGCUGUGGGCAUGGGGACACUGCUGGGGAAUGACUUUGGAAAGGAAUGGCAGUCCUGUUUUUAUAAGCCACAUUUCUCGGAGAUGAAAGCCACCUCUCUCACGUUCUUCACCUUGCCCUGGUUGAUUUGAUCUUAUCUUUCUCUUUUUAAGCCAAUGAAAGGCCUUUUAUUUAUUUACCUAUUUAUUUUAUUUAUUUUUUAAAGCUGGGUUGGGGGGA
Molecule: messenger RNA, 7348 nt
Organism: Cuculus canorus (common cuckoo)
Lineage: Eukaryota; Metazoa; Chordata; Aves; Cuculiformes; Cuculidae
Gene: GRIN2B
Product: glutamate ionotropic receptor NMDA type subunit 2B
Exons: 13
Coding region: 708-5219 (1503 amino acids)
Biological process (GO): excitatory postsynaptic potential; synaptic transmission, glutamatergic; long-term synaptic potentiation
Cellular component (GO): postsynaptic density membrane; plasma membrane; postsynaptic membrane
Molecular function (GO): NMDA glutamate receptor activity; transmitter-gated monoatomic ion channel activity involved in regulation of postsynaptic membrane potential
Source: RefSeq, a predicted model, not a curated record